AUGGCUCAGAUGGCAAAGAGAAAGAAAAUGUCUACAAGACAGCGAAUGCUACAAGACAAAAUAAGAAAAAGAGAACAGAGGCAAAAGCCUGCAGGGAUUCUGCCUGAUGAAGUCUCAGCUUUGCUGCCACAACAGUCCACUGUUCCCUGUGGGACAGUGGAUGGAGCUGAUUCAGCUCCUCCCGGUAAUUUUCCGGGGCUUGGUUCGAUGGGGUUUCCACCUAAAGAGGAAAAACCCCUGGCCAGGGUGCAGGCCUCACCUCGAGUGAAAAUGCAUUCACCUGCCCCGAGGUUGUCACCUCCUCGGGGAAGUCGUCUGUUUGUCCAUGACGAGGGCAAGGCACCGUCCACUGACUCCCCACCGUGGGUUUGUGCUCCACAGAGGGCACCUGGAUCGGACAUAGUGCAUAUGUCUGAUCCAGCAGGACAGGCGCAGCUGGAUACCUCCAGGAUGGAGGAGACCAGUAGAAUAUCAAAAGAUGAAGGAACUUUAACGAAUUCUAAAAUAGAAACUGAACGAAUAUCAAAAGGAAACUUGAACGAAAAACCUGAUAUAAUAGAAAGUAUAAAAAGGGAAAGAGAUAUGUUGGAGACUGUAGAAAGUAUGAUGGAUUUCAGAGAUGAUACAGAGAUCAUAGAAAAUGUCAGAGAGUCAAAUGAUAAAACUGAUGAUAAGGAAGAAAUGAAGGAAACAAAUGAGAGUAAGGUAUUUCAAAAAGUGGGUGAGGAUAAAAAUUGUAAAAGUUGGGAUAUAAAAGAUGUAAAUGAACAACUUGAUCAGAGAGAAGGUUGUAGUGUGCAGGAUGAGGGAAAUGAUGAUUUAAAAGCAAGAAGUUUGUACAAUGUAUCUGUUCAGGGCUCUUUCCAUCAAGCAGAUCCUAUGUUUGGCGACACUGCAGGAACUCAAUGUGUGGCAAAUUGUUUAUCAGGUUUAGCUUAUAAUCUUCUGAAAAGUGCACAAAUAUGGCAAACAGCUGAUAUCAACAAAGUUUUAGUGAAUGGAGAUGAACUUUACACAUACCUGCAGAACUGUUCUUCAAUUACAAGUAGGUAUUUGUUAGUUGAUGAGUUACCACAGUAUUUUGAAUGCUUUAGCAACACAUUUGACUUUACUGUGAAGGUCUCGGUACCAAGUUUCAUCAGCUUAUCAGAGGAGGAGCCAUGUUAUGAAGAAUUUAAUGCUUAUCCUCUUUUUGAAGCUCUCCAGUUGGCACUUACUGAGACGCAUGGGUGUUUUGUGUGUUUUGGGGGAAAUACCCUUUUAAUAGGAAAAACUACUGAUGGCUUUUUCAUAUUUGAUUCACAUGCACGGUGCUCUCGUGGAUAUUUAAGUGUCAGAGGGAAAAGUACAAGAAUCUUGUUAAAGGAUGUUCAGGAUGUGUACUUGCAUCUUAGAUCUCUGGCUCUUUCUAUGGGCUUUUCAAGAACUGUUGAAUGUGAAUUAACUGGAGUUUUGUGUUCAUUGAAGCAUUUUGCUAUUGCAGAUGUUUAUGAGGUUGAAGGUUUUGAAGAACAGUCAGAAGCAAAUGUAGGUUUUACGCAAGGUGCUUCAAUGUUAAAGCAAUCAAUGGAUGAAGAAACUUGGAGAUAUUCAGGAGCAUUGAAAGAUUCAAAUCAGUAUGAGUUAUUGUCAGAACAGUCGGAUGUAUUGCAGACAUAUGAAGUAAUUUUAAUGGGUGAGGAAGUCAAACAACAUGAUUUUACUCCUUUGUCGGUACAGAAACAAAGGGAGUUGUGCAAAGAGUUGGGAUUUUCCUAUUCUGUUUCUAGAUGUGAAAAUGAUGCAGUGUCCAUAAAAGACAUGGAUAUACCAAGCAACUGUAAAGAAAUAGAAGGAGAUGGAAAUUGUUUUUUCAGGGCAAUAUCAUAUAGUCUUACAAACUCUGAGAACUAUCAUCAGCAUCUUCGAAAAGCUGUUUGUCAACACUUGUUGAAAUAUGAAAAAAAAUUUCAGCAGUUUAUGAGGUGUGAGGGGUCUUUAAGGUCAUACUUACUUUCCAGUAAAAUGUCAGAGGACGGUAUAUGGGCUACUGAAUUGGAGAUUCUUGCAAUGUCGCACAUGCUGAAUAUAGACAUUUAUACUUAUUCAGAUAUGAAAUGGAUUCAAUUCAGUGGAGAAGAACCAAAUCAUGAACCGGUUGAACAUGAUGAGGCUAUUUAUUUAUACCACAGACAGCAGAACCAUUAUGAUGUGGUUUUAAGUGUAGUUGCGAGGAUGUCGAAAAGCGAUUCAUUCAUCAGAAACGGUUCAAAGAGGAGAGAGUAUAACUUACGCAGGGGAAAUCGAGAUCGAAUGAAAGGAAAACGAAAUGCCUGUAAAAUGAAAAGACCAUUAAAGUCAAAAGAAACUCGCAGAGACACAUUUAGGAAAAAGUACAGGGAAAGUGAAGAGUUUCGGGGGAAAAUGUUGGCGCAAAAGAAAAACAUGUACUUAAAUGCAGAGUUUAAGUUAAAAACUCAGAUGAAGAACAAAGACAGGUAUCGUGCUUUAGAUUCAGAAUUACGAAAGGAAGUACAACGAGCAAGUAAGGAAAGAAAUAAACUGAAGUACUCGACUGACGCUGAACACAGAGAGGAGAAGAAGGGAAAAAGUUUAUAUAAGUACAAGUGUGAUGCUCAGUACAGAGAACAAGCGAAGGAACGGGGCAAAGAAAAGUACAGGACGGACACUGAACAUCAGGAAAAUGUCAAGAAAGCUAGUACUGAAAAGUACAAGACAAACUUGGAACACCAGGAAAAUGUAAAAAAGGCAAGUACUGCAAAGUACAACACAAACUUAGAACACCAAGAAAAUGUAAAAAAGGCAAGUACUGACAAGUACAGGACAGAUUUGGAACAUCGGGAAAAUGUAAAAAAGGCAAGUACUGAAAAGUACAAGACAAACUUAGAACACCAGGGAAAUGUGAAAAAGGCAAGUACUGACAAGUACAGGACAGAUUUAGAACAUCGGGAAAAAGUUAAGAGAAGAAGCAGAGAAAAGUACAAAACAGACCUGAUACACAAGUCGAGAGUAAAACAAGGAGUAUUAAAAAAAUACAAAGAGAAUGAAGCAUAUAGGAUAAAAAACAAAGCUGCCAAUGUUCUAAGAUACAGUACAAAUGAAACUUUUAAAGCAAUUGUGAAGGGAAGAGCAGCAAGGAGAUAUCAGACUGAUACGGAAGUCCAAUCAAAAGUGAAGAAACGUAGUAUGGAUGGAUAUCACUCAUCGGCAGAAACGAAAAGGAAGAAAAAAGAAAAGGUGUCACAAAAAAGGAGGCUAAAGCAACUGAAUUUGGAACAUGAAGAAGAAGUAAUCAGAUUGUUUAAGAAAAAUGCAAUGGAGGGACCUGAUUUUGUUUGUACGUGUUGCCAUAGGCUUUUGUUUAAAAGUCAAGUUCAAGCUUGUGAAAGGCAGAUGUACGAGAGAAGUGAAUCAGCAAGAACUAUUUCUAACGUAUGUUUAUUAGACAAGUAUUUACAUGAAUGUUCUUACUCAUGCCCAGAAGCCUGUACCAAAUCUUCAUUAUGGAUUUGUUAUACAUGUCAUAGGAAAAUAAUGAGUGGCAAAGCACCAGCUGAGGCAGCAGCCAACAGUAUGAUUCUGGAGGAUAUUCCACCCGAGUUGUCUAAAUUGAACAGUUUAGAACAGCAUUUGAUUGCAAUUCACAUACCGUUUAUGAAGGUCAUGGCUCUACCCCAUGGUGGGCAAAAAAAUGUUCAUGGACCUGUUAUUUGUGUGCCAUCAGAUAUGAAAAAGACUGCCAGUUUACCAAUGAAACAGGAUGAAAACUUGUUGUUACGUGUUAAAUUAAAAAGGAAAUUGAAUUACAAAGGCUAUUUUGAAUAUCAGUUUGUUAAUAUGAGCCAUGUCAUGACCGCUUUAUCAUACUUGAAAUUAAACAACCUUUGGUACAAGGAUGUAAGAAUUGAAACAGCUAUGGCAGAAGGUUUGGCGAAUCAUGAGGCGAUGACAGAUGUUGUAAUUGCAAAGGAUAACGAAGAAAUUGAAGAGGAAAUGGUUUCAUUUGACACAUGUUUACAGCCUGUUGAUGUUGCACAGGAAGUUUUAGACCACUACUUUGAUGAUGUGUACAAUAUUGCACCAAGUGAAGGGAAAAACCCUAUUCGAAUGUUACAGGAAACUGGCAAUGAAGCAAAGGCAUUUCCUUGUCUUUUUCCAAGUGGUAGUUUUUCCUGGAAUGAUGAAAGAUCAGAAAGAUUGACACUUUCUAGGUAUUUCAACAAUAGGUUAAUGAAUGCAGAUGACAGGUUUGCAAAAGAUACCAAUUACAUUUUCUUCAGCCAGUACAUGUCUGAAUUGAACCAAGUGAUUGAAAAAACACAAAUUUCACUUCGAAAAUCACUGUCAAAAUGUACAAGUAGGAAACCUGUAACAAUAAACAUGCUGCAAGAUCCAGCUGCUCUCUGUAGUUUGCUGCGAAAUGAUAAUGCAAUAAGAUUUAUGCAACCGAUAAGAGGAACACCGGCUUAUUGGGCAACAGCUCAAAAGGACCUCUUUGCAAUGCUGCGACAAUUAGGCAUCCCUACUUGGUUUUGUUCGUUUUCUGCAGCAGAGUACAGAUGGAAUGAUGCUGUUAAAGCUAUAUUACAACAGCAAAAUGAUAACAGAAAUCCUGAUGAAAUGGAAUGGUCAGAAAAAAAUGAAGUUCUAAGAUGCAAUCCAGUCACAGUGGCUAGGAUGUUUGACCAUAGAUUUCAAGUAUUUCACAAGGAAGUCAUACUUUCCCCAGCAGAACCAAUAGGAAAAGUAAUAGACUUUUUUCAAAGAGUAGAGUUUCAGCAGAGAGGAUCUCCUCAUAUGCACUGCUUAUACUGGGUUGAAAAUGCACCCAAUAUUGAUUCUGAUGGUGAAGAGGUUGUAUGUAGCUUCAUUGACAGGUAUGUGUCAUGUGCUAUACCAUCAGAGAGUGAUGACGCAGAAUUGAGGAAAAGUGUCUUAGAUGUGCAGCAACAUAGCAGGAAACAUUCAAAAUCUUGCAAAAAGAAGGGUACAGAGUGUAGGUUUAAUUUCCCGAGGCCUCCAUCUCAAAAGACAUUCAUCACAAGUACUCAGGACGAAGAGACCUCAAAUGAGUGUGAAACGGAGUCAAAAGUAAACAAGGAAUAUGCAAAGGAGAUAUUACUUAGUGUUUGGGAAAGGUUACAAAAUGAAGAUGAGAGAAUCAAAACAACAGAGGAAUUAUUUGAUAAUCUGUCACUUACGCAGGAACUGUAUGAAGAAGCCUAUAACAUGUUAUCGACAAAAAGGUCAAUUGUUCUCAAGCGAUGCCCACAUGAGGUAUGGACAAAUCAAUAUAACCGUUGUUUGCUGAAGUCCUGGGAUGCAAAUAUGGAUAUACAGUUUGUACUAGAUCCUUUCAGUUGUAUUGUUUAUAUUGUUUCCUAUAUAUCAAAAUCAGAGAGGGAAAUGGGUAUGUUACUCAAACAAACAAAGUUAGAAGCCGAGGAAGGAAAUCUCGACGCAAAACAGACUAUGAAGAAAAUUGGUUCUGCUUACUUACAUCACAGAGAAGUGAGUGCCCAGGAAGCCGUAUACAGAAUCUGUAACUUAAAAAUGAAAGAAUGCUCUCGAAAAGUUGUAUUUGUGCCUGUAGGGGACAACCCGAUGCGUUUAAGUAAGCCAUUAUCUGUUCUGAAGAAGAAAUCAUCAAAGGAUAUAGAAAUAAUUGAUGAGGAAGAAGAUGACGAGAAUGAAGUUUGGAUGACCAACAUUAUAGAACGUUAUUUGAACCGACCAGAAAAACCAAUUUUCCAUGAGAUGUGCCUUGCAGAAUUUUGUUCUGAGUUCAGAGUUCUUGCUAAAUCUCAGGUUCCUAAGAAGGAAAAUGAAAAUGUGUUUGAAUUACAAAAUGGGAAAGGAUUUGUUCAACGAAGAACUAGAACGCAACCUGCUGUUGUUAGAUAUCCAAGAUUCAAUGUUGAAAAAAUGUCGGAGAAAUACUAUCAGUCUCUUUUGCAACUUUUUCUUCCUUAUUGGACAGAGGCACAGUUGAAACCACCGGGAUUUGAUUUAUAUGAGGAUUUUUAUGAGACAGGCUUUGUAAAAAUUUCUGGCAGAAAAAUAAAGGAGUCGGUGAAGUCAAUUGUGGAUUUCAAUCAUUCACGUUAUGCAAAAAAUGAAAAUGUGAUUGACAAUGCGCAGGAAGCCUAUGAGAUGAUUGGUGAACCAGAGGAUGCGUGGUCAAGAAUAUGUCCAGAAACAGAGGUUCUCAGAAGGGAAGGUAUAGCCCAGAGGAAGGAAAGUUCAGUACCACAAGAGGAAAAUGUGGAUAUUAUACCGGAAAUCGAAAGCGAGACAUAUAAUGCAGAUGUCAUGUAUCAUAUUCAGCAAAAUGCAAUUACAAGAGAGGAAAUGUUACCUGUUCUACAAAGGUUGAAUGAAACACAGAGUGAAAUAUUUUACUUGGUGCGUGAGUGGUGUCUUUCAAAGAUUGGAGGAGAAAAAUGUGAACCCUUUCAUUUAUUUGUUACUGGGGGUGCAGGAACUGGAAAAAGUCAUUUGAUAAAAGCCAUCCAUUAUGAAGCAUCACGAUUACUUUCACAGAUAAUGUCUGAACCAGAUAGACUAUCAGUUCUUCUCGCAGCAUUUACUGGCACUGCGGCUUUCAACAUUGGUGGAAAUACACUUCAUCACUUGUUUUCAUUGACCAAGUAUCUUCCACUCCCGUAUGAACCUCUUGGAGAACAAAGUCUCAGUGAAUUAAGAGUAAAGAUUGGGGAUCUGCAAAUUCUAAUCAUUGAUGAGAUAUCAAUGGUUUACAAAAGGUUACUGUACUAUAUACACGAGAGACUGGUGCAAAUUAAGAAAUGCAAAGAACCGUUUGGAGGGAUAUGUGUUAUUGCUGUUGGGGACUUUUACCAACUUCCACCUGUAAAGCAGCGAAAAGAUGAAAGACUUUACAAAGAAAAUGUGAGUUAUCCUAUGGACUACUGGCUUGAUUUGUUUAAGGUCACUGAAUUAGAAGAGAUAAUGAGACAAAGAGAGGAUAUGUGCUUUGCUGAAGUUCUGAAUUCCCUUCGUGUCAGAGAGAAAAAUGAACCAUUAACACAAGAGCAACGUUCUCUGCUGGAAGACUGUAUCAGGGAAGGACCAGAAGAUGUUCUCCAUGUAUUUUCUACGAACGAAGAGGUUAACACAUUUAAUUUGUCAAUGUUAAAGAAAUCUUGUGAAGAUUUACUGGAAAUUGAUGCUGAAGAUUAUAAAAAAGACAAAACAACCGGGAAACUCAUGCUAAGAAACAAACCUUUGACAAGAUCGAAAAGCGAUGGACUUCCAAGCUCGUUGAUAUUGUCUGUCAAUGCCAGGGUAAUGCUCACAAGAAAUUGUAAUGUCGAGGAUGGGCUCGUGAAUGGAGUAAUGGGACAUAUCUGUCAGUUUGCUUUUGUAGAAAACAGCGAUAAAAUUGUCAAAGCUGUAGGAGUUGUGUUUGAUAAUAAGGAAGUUGGGAAGAAGUCCGGACAAAACACAAAGGAUGGUAACAUAGUGUUCAUAGAAAGAGUACAAGAAGAGAUGAAAGACAAGGUAACCACGGUGGUAAGACACCAAUUUCCAAUUAAGUUAUCAUGGGCAUGUACAGCUCAUAAGGUGCAAGGGAUGACAACAAACAACGUUGUUGUUAAUUUAGACAAAGUUUUUGCCCCAGGUCAGGCUUAUGUUGCAUUAUCAAGAGUUACUUCAAAAAAUGGACUCUUUAUUGAUACAGAAGACCCUGUUCAAUUGCAAAAAACUAUUUAUGCCGACCCAGAGGUAAAGGCAGCAUUGAACGAAAUGCUGAAAUAUACUUUUGUUGACUCUUCACGAACUUUACUUGCCAAUGGGAAGAAAAUAGUUCUGCAUAAUAUACAGAGCUUGAGCAAUCAUUUUGAAGACCUGAAAAACGAUGCAAGGAUUAGGCAAGCAAGCAUUAUUUGCUUGACAGAGACGUGGCUAAGAUCGGGAGAAAAAAUCGAGAAUUAUGAACUUCAGGGUUUUCAGUUUCAUCAUCUUCCUAGGGAGAAAGCAUAUGAAGAGAGCACAGUUUCAAACCAGAGUUUACGCAAUUUGUCAAGGGGUGGAGGAGUUGGAUUGUACUUGAAACAUGAGGAAGAUUAUAAUGAUGUUCUGCAACUGCCAAAGAUGAAUAUUGAAGGAAUAGCAGUGAAAAUACUGAAGGAGAAUGUUUUGUUGUUGGUUGUAUAUCGACCGUGUACGGCAAAAAUGAAACCGUUCCUUCACAAUCUUCAGAAUGUUCUUGACAAGUUGAAAACAAAUGAUCAAGACAGCAUCAUCAUAGGAGAUUUCAAUGAAGAUGCCAAAGCUAAUGGUCCGAUUCAAAGAUUUAUGAGAGAUCGAAACUUCAGACAGCUUGUGUCAUUUAGUACAACAGAGGGGGGAACAAUUUUAGAUCAUGUUUAUGUAUCUAGUUCGAUAAGGAUUGAUGUUCAGAAAGUUCCAACAUAUUACAGUUAUCACGAUGCUCUACUUCUGAAAUUCCUAGAUAUUUGA
Messenger RNA from Saccostrea cuccullata (small rock oyster), 8484 nucleotides. RefSeq lists its product as uncharacterized. Lineage: Eukaryota; Metazoa; Mollusca; Bivalvia; Ostreida; Ostreidae. The record is from RefSeq and is a predicted model, not a curated record. The transcript is spliced from 2 exons. Bases 1 to 8484 code for a protein of 2827 amino acids. Gene Ontology annotation, biological process: DNA repair; telomere maintenance. Gene Ontology annotation, molecular function: ATP hydrolysis activity; DNA helicase activity.